GCACAAGAGAGGACACAAAUUCAGUGAGAGAAAGACAAGAGAGAGAUUCAGAAAUAAGUGCAACAACGGACACAGAUUGAGUGAAGCAGAGAGCGAGAGUGGUAGAGAGAGGGCUUCACAUGAGAGAGAGAAAAACGGCAAAGAACAUAGAAAGAAACUAAGGAGAGAGAGAGUGUGCGUACUGCAGCAUUGCGCUGGUCUACUCGGUUAUCUGUCUCCAUCUGGCUGCCAUCUGUGUCUCUGGCUCUGGCCUUUGCCACACUGGAGCUCACAUAUGUGGGAAUGCAAACACAUGCCUGACAUAUGAAGGCGUGGAGUCACAGAAAGAGACAAAAAGGAACGGAUAAGAGAGCAAAACCCUGCAACUGCAGCUGACUUUCUCAAAGGACUGAAGAGUGGACUCUACUAGAGUGGAGACAGUAGAGAGAAGAAGAGCCCUGCCAUGCCCGGUUCUCCUGUGGAUGCUAAGACUCAUUCCAGAUCAGCCCCCAGCAGCAGCGCCAGCUCCACUAUGCCACCCCUGCCUUCUGUCAACCCCAGUGGCCCUCGUCCGGCCUCUUUUUCCACCACAGCAUUGACCAAUGGGAAUCAUCAUUCCCCACCAACCUUGAAUGCAGUGCCAUCUCCACCGCAGCGUUACAGCAACGGACCAUCCUCUUCCUCUUCCUCAUCGCUGGCCAACCAGCAGCUGCCGGCCACCUGUGGGGCACGCCAGCUGAGCAAGCUGAAACGUUUCCUGACCACGCUGCAGCAGUUUGGCAACGACAUCUCUCCUGAGAUUGGAGACAGCGUCCGAAGCCUAGUCCUGGCCCUUGUGAAUUCAACAGUUACUAUUGAGGAGUUUCACUCGCGGCUUCAGGAGGCCACCAACUUUCCCUUACGGCCCUUUGUUAUUCCUUUUCUCAAGGCAAACCUUCCCUUGCUGCAGAGAGAGCUGCUCCACUGUGCACGGGCAGCCAAGCAGACCCCAGCCCAGUACCUGUCCCAGCAUGAGCACCUCCUGCUAAGCACCACCCUGGCCUCCUCUCCAGACUCCUCUGAGCUGCUGAUGGAGCCUAAUGAAGCUGGUACCAAGAGACACAGCCCCAGCAGGGGUAAAGAAAAUGGUUUCCAUGAACGUCCACCCGUAGCCAUGGAACCCGCUGCAAAACGGAUUUGCACCAUUAGCCCUGCUCCACGACACAGCCCCGCUCACCCGCUGCCCCUCAGCGCCCAGCUCCACCCGACCCCGCCGCCCUUGCAGCACUACGCCCUGGAUGACAUUGCAGCGCCGCACAUUCUGCACCGUGAGCACAGCCAACGCAUGCUGGAGAUCCGUGAGCUUAAAGACAGGCCCAGACUCCCUGGCACUAACGGGGGAUACCGCGAGGAGCCGGUGGACCACAGACUGACAGACAGAGAGUGGGCUGAUGAAUGGAGGCAUCUGGACCAUGUGUUGAACUCCAUUGUGGACAUGGUGGAAAAGACACGGAGGUCAGUGAGCGUGCUCAGACGAUGCCAGGAAUCAGAUCGCGAGGAGCUCAACUACUGGAGACGGCGUUCAAGCGAGCAGGAGGAUCCUCGCAAAGGAGGCUCAGGCUCCGCUCCCUUCUCCAAGACACACAGCCCCCACUCUGCAGAGUCGGACUCCCAGCGCGACUUUGCCCCGCGGCCAGGCUCAGCAUACGUUACAGAUGAGAUCUGGAGGAAAGCUGAAGAAGCGGUGAAUGAGGUGAAACGUCAGGCCAUGGAUGAGGUUCAGAAAGCAGUGGCAGAGGCUGAGCAGAAGGCUUUUGAGAUGAUUGCUGCUGAAAGGGCUAAGAUGGAAAAGACUCUGGCUGAUGCAAAGAGGAAGGCUCAAGAGGAUGCAAUCAUGGUCAUCAAUGAGCAGGAGGAUUCCAGUGAGUGUUGCUGGAAUUGUGGCCGUAAAGCUAGUGAGACAUGCAGCGGCUGCAACGCCGCUCGCUACUGCGGCUCCUUCUGCCAGCACAAAGACUGGGAGAGGCAUCACCUCAUCUGCAGCCCAGGGCUUCAGGCUCAACCCAAACCAGUUUCCGCCAUCACUGCAACCAGAGUAGCUGCCAUGGCCACGGCAGCAGCAGCAGCAGCAGCAGCCGGGGUGUCUCCUGUCGGCCUGGCUGGGGUCAAGGCCCCUGACAGUGUGCCUUCAGUCUCUAGUCCUGGUGGGGAGAAGGCUUCGGUUGCUUCUCGCUCCUCCACCCCUUCCACCCCCGCCUCGGCCCCCGAGACCAAUGGACACUAGGAGGUGAAGGACAUCAUUGGUUAAUGUGUCAGCUAUCCUCUCCCUUAACGGGGAAGAAUCAGCAGCAAGAGGGAACUAUUUGUGGGUUAAGUUAGGAUAACAGAUUUUUCAUCAUACUCUUUGGCAGAUAAAAAAGGACAGAUUAUGGAUGACUGUUUGAGUGAUAUGUCAACUGGGACUUUGGCUUUGGCAAAGAACAGAAGGACUCGUCUCGAAUGCAUCCAUUGGAUGAACAGAUCUCCCUAACAGAUGGAAACGCAUUUGUCUUCAUCCAAAACCCGAAAUCUUGGAUCUGCGAGGAAAGGAAAAAAAACAAACUGAGAUCAAUCGUCAGUUAUCUCCGGCUGCGGGGAGGAAGUUAUGAAAGGAAGGCAUAUUAGAAAAGACAGAGGUAUAAACACACCUCUCCCCUCGAACUAAUUUUCUCACUUUGUUGUGUAUAGAUUUAAGAUGAGGGAGGUGGCGGUGGUAAAUGUAAACAGUGUAAUAGUACCAGCCAUAAAGCAUCUGUCUUUGUCCUGUAGGAAAAAUCUGACAGUAGACCACAUAAGAGUCGCCUCUGCAGCUCUCCUGUACACAUAAAUAUUUGCUCGCCAAGUUCUUGUCAGGUUGUCAUAUGUGUGAAUGCGUGUUUCAAACGCUUGUGCCGUCAGUGAAUAUUGUAAAGCAUAGGAAUACUUUUGUCAAAGCAAUAUUACAAUGAAGUGUUCAGGUAUCUCAAGUUUCUGCAUCACCAAAGUUUUCAUUCAAUAAAGAGAGAGUUAUUGUCAUUGCCUGUAACUGUCUUUGUGAACAAGAGAUACUUAUACACUAAUCUUAUCUACUUUUAUAAUGAGCUUAACAAGGAACUCUGGUCACUAUUUUUUAUUUCUGAUCAUCAGACAUCCUCAAAGAGCAGAGAGAAAGAUGAUGGUGAUUAGAUCAAAUGAGCGCAGGAAGAUUCAGUGAUGACUUCAUACUGGUUGCAGUUUCAUUUUGGUGCUUGUUCACGUCACCAGUUGUGUAUGGCAGGGCCAGAUGUUGCUUCAAAUCUUCCACCAUUGCAAUGUUUGCAUCAGAAGAGCAGUGUGUCACACAGCAUUAAAAUGACUGAUUUUUCAACAGAAGGGGAGUUAAGGCAUUAAAGUGAAAUCCAUAUUACUUUAUUUGAAAUUAUCAAAAAGGGGAAACGGCUUUCUGGUGCCUAUGUUGCUGUGGUGCAGGUUUAAAGCAGCGACUGACCCACGGAGAAUCUCAGGAGCUAAACUGUAUUUGUAUGUACAGAUCAUUCUGUUCUUUUUCUUUUGUCACAGUUAGUUUAAAGUCAAAACGUUUAGUGAGGAACUUUAUUGUACUCUGCUGUUUCAACUGAGACGUUGUUCUUGUUUUUGUUCGUUGUAAAAUGACUUUGUAAAGAAUAUUAUGAGAGAAUGCCUUUAUUUUGUGAGCCACAAUUUUCCCUUCAUUCUUUAAACACAUCCUUUUGUUAUGAGGCAUAACUUCAUAUGAAAAAAGAUAUCUUGACAUGAAGUAUGAAAUAAAGAAAUAGAAUUACUUCAAAACA
Molecule: messenger RNA, 3785 nt
Organism: Thunnus maccoyii (southern bluefin tuna)
Lineage: Eukaryota; Metazoa; Chordata; Actinopteri; Scombriformes; Scombridae
Gene: cbfa2t2
Product: CBFA2/RUNX1 partner transcriptional co-repressor 2
Exons: 11
Coding region: 443-2242 (599 amino acids)
Biological process (GO): DNA-templated transcription; negative regulation of DNA-templated transcription
Cellular component (GO): nucleus
Molecular function (GO): transcription corepressor activity
Source: RefSeq, a predicted model, not a curated record